UUUAAAAAUAAAUAACCAUCAAUACGCAGUUUCAUAGAUAAAAUUUUAUUUUACUGUUCGCUUUUAAUUUCAUUUAAAUUGACUGUGGUUUUACAAAUACGUGAGAAUUAGCCUUCAGAAAUUCCGCAUACCGGAAAGAAAUCACUUUUGAGUAUAUAUUGUUCAUAUAAAUCGAUGUUACUAUGAAUUGAUGCUUACCAAACUACGAUACAGUAAGCACGUGCUUUGUGAAAAUAUAAAUUUCUGUAUCUGUAUAUUUAUAACCUAAAUAUAUGAACAAUAUUUUCGAGGAAUACGAAUAACAUUUCGAUGAAGUUAAAUAGAAUUAAUUGAUUCCAUAAUAGGAUUGAAGUGCAUCUUUCUAAAACAUAGUGGUUAGACGCAUUUUUCGCAUUACAAUGUAUCAGAAACUAAGUUUUGAAGUCGAAUACCUUACUGAGCAACAUCUUACCGGCUUCGAGACUUAUAAAUAUAAUUCAGUGGAUACAAGUCCUCUUAGUGUAUACAUUAUGCAUCCAUUUUGGAAUAAAAUAGUUCAUUACUGUCCAAAAUGGGUUGCUCCAAAUGUAUUAACUUUCUUUGGAUUUCUUUUUACUGUGUUCAACUUUACAUUAUUUGCAUUUUAUGAUUAUUAUUUAUAUGCAUCAAGUGAUGAUAAAUCACAAUAUCCCCCUAUACCAAGAUGGGUUUUUGCCUUAGGUGCAUUCAAUGUAUUUAUGGCAUAUACUCUUGAUGGUAUUGAUGGGAAACAAGCACGACGUACACAGACAUCUGGACCUUUAGGAGAAUUAUUUGAUCACGGAUUAGACAGUUGGACAACAAUGCUUAUUAGUGUUUGUAUGUUUUCUGUCUUUGGACGGACAGAUUUUAGUGUAUCACCAUUAAGAAUGUAUUUCAUCUUAUGGAAUGUGUUUAUCAGUUUCUAUUUGACUCAUUGGGAAAAGUAUAAUACAGGGGUCUUAUUCCUUCCUUGGGGAUAUGAUCUAUCUAUGGUAGGUACUAUUAUUGUUUUUAUCAUAUCUAGUAUAGGUGGACAUAGAACUUGGAAAAUUGUUUUUCCUGGUGGUAUACCAGUGGGAGUGAUGUUUGAAAUAUUACUUUAUGUUACUGCAAUUGUAUCUAGUUUACCUGUGGUGUUGUGGAAUAUAUACAAAUCAUAUAGAGAUAAAACUGGUAAAAUGCGAACAUUUGUAGAUGCUAUAAGACCUUUAUUGCCUUUAGCAGUACUCUUCAUGAUUUCAACAAUUUGGAUAGUCCAUUCACCUAGUAAUAUCAUAGAGAAAGAUCCCAGAAUAAUUUUUUUAGCAAUUGGAACUAUCUUUUCAAAUAUAUGUUGUCGUUUAAUUGUAUCACAAAUGAGCAAUACUAGAUGUGAACUAUUAUCAUGGAUACUACUACCUAUAGCAGUUGCAGCAGUAUUCUCAUUUAUCUUACCUAACAUAGACCUAGUGUUUACAUAUAUUCUUGCCAUUAUAGCUUUAUUAGCACAUAUUCAUUAUGGAACAUGUGUGGUACGUCAAAUGUGUCGUCAUUUUCGUAUUUAUACAUUCCGUAUUAAAGAUCGUACAGACUGACUACUUGCUGACGAUACAUGUUAAAAACGAAGAAAUAUAAACAAACGGUCGGAAAGAGCUACGAACGAGUAAGUAUAGAGCAGAAAGAAAUUUUGAAAUUAUCGAUUAAUAAGAAAAAAAUGCAUUUUGAUUAUAAAUAUGCAAAUACUUAACAGUAGAUAGUAACAGUUCAUUCAAAUAUGUAAUCAUCAUUGAUCAUAUCCAAAAGAAGAAAUAACUGUUAUGUAAUAUUAAUUAUUCAUUUGCAGAGAUAAAUUUAAUCUUAUAUUAUUAUGAUAUAAUUACAUAAUUAUUUUAUGAAUUUUUCUGUUCGUAACUCUGACUGUGCGUAGAAUAUUUAUUUUUACACAUGCGAAGCUUUUAGCUUUGAAUACACAUCAAAUUCUUCGUUUUUAAUAUGUAUUGUCUGAGAAAUCAAAUUAUAAGUCUAACUUGCUCAAUAUUCUCAUGAAAUGAAUAUCUUGUUCUCUGCAGAAAUUUAGAGUUAUUUUAACUCUAAAUUUUUGCAAAGAUCUGUGUGUAAAUUUUUUUAUUUAAAAUAAUUAUUAAAGAAAGAAGUUUUCAUAAUAUAUGAAAACUCUGAGCAAGUUGGAAUAAUAUAAGUUGGAUGGAGAUAAGAGUUAGAUAUAAUGUUGGUAUACAUCUGUAAUAAGAUAUAUGAAAGAGAUUAUUUAUUUUGAGUAAAAAUGCAUGUAUAUGUUAUAUUAUACUUAUAGUAAUCAGUUUUCAAUAAUGAAAUAUUUUUGCAAAUGUACAAAAUUUCGUGUAUUAAUACACGAAUAAUAAAUCAAUAAAUUUUGAGCUAGACUGAAGAAGUCGAGAAUUAAUAAAAUUAAUUAAAAAAUUUGCUUCAUGUUUCUAAAAUGAAAUAAAAAAAUGUAAAUUUUUAACGUGGG
This is a messenger RNA of Apis laboriosa (Himalayan honeybee), 2470 nucleotides long. Its product is annotated as ethanolaminephosphotransferase 1-like. Lineage: Eukaryota; Metazoa; Arthropoda; Insecta; Hymenoptera; Apidae. Gene Ontology annotation, biological process: phosphatidylethanolamine biosynthetic process. Bases 399 to 1574 code for a protein of 391 amino acids. Gene Ontology annotation, molecular function: ethanolaminephosphotransferase activity. Gene Ontology annotation, cellular component: endoplasmic reticulum membrane; Golgi apparatus. The transcript has 8 exons. The record is from RefSeq and is a predicted model, not a curated record.